UGGAACUCACUUCAUGUACGAGAACACCAUUCAGGGGAACGUGGAUCCUCAUGGAGGUCUAAUCAGCCGUCAGAGGAACCUUCAUCUGCAGUUCUGCUGUAUUUACCCUCUGGCUCAGGCACUGUCAAUGGCUGUAGGCAUCAACCCUGUGGAGAGCAUUUUGAGGAAGAAGCUUCCAAUUGGGAUUGGAUCAUAUCGUAUGAGAAUGAUCCCAUACGAGGAUGAAGACUUCCACUUCCCACUUAGCACUAACAGAAACAUAGAGAUGGAAGUUGAUGAAAUGCUUUAUAUAGAAGUGAGAACAGAAGGAGUAGAUCAGCGCCAGUUUGCCACAGUUCUGGACUCUUGCUGGGCCACGCCAAUCAACCAAGCAAACUACCCUAUUCGCUGGAAUCUCAUUAUUUCACAGUGUCCUAAUCCAGACGAUGGAACAGUAGAUGUGAUUCAAAACGGUGUCUCCACUGUAGCGCGUUUCUCCUUCAGGAUGUUUACCUUUACCAACCACACAGAGAUGUACUUGCACUGCAAUGUCCACUUGUGUCUCAUGAGAAACAACAACUGCACAGCUCACUGCUAUCCAGGACACCACAACCGAUUCCAGAGGGACAUAUCUUACCAUGAUUCUGCAGCGCUAACGCUUGGACCACUAGUCCUUGGGGCCCAACAGAAGAAUGGUGCACUGAUCCAAAGAAAUGGUGCUUCAGGCUGUCUGACAUCAACUGUUACCCUGAUUUUCAGCUUACUGAUAGCCAGAAUCUUAGUGAAUUGAGAUU
Messenger RNA from Cyprinodon variegatus (sheepshead minnow), 773 nucleotides. Its product is annotated as uromodulin-like. NCBI's taxonomy places the organism in Eukaryota, Metazoa, Chordata, Actinopteri, Cyprinodontiformes, Cyprinodontidae. Bases 14 to 769 code for a protein of 251 amino acids. The transcript has 5 exons. The record is from RefSeq and is a predicted model, not a curated record.